Messenger RNA from Ylistrum balloti, 702 nucleotides. RefSeq lists its product as uncharacterized. Bases 1 to 702 code for a protein of 233 amino acids. The record is from RefSeq and is a predicted model, not a curated record. NCBI's taxonomy places the organism in Eukaryota, Metazoa, Mollusca, Bivalvia, Pectinida, Pectinidae. The transcript has 2 exons.
AUGGAGGACUCGCGACAUACACUAUCCAUGGAUCUGGACUCGGAGAAGGACACUAUCCAGUUUCCUGGAUUGGAAAAUACACACUUCGGCUGGACAGCCCCGAGUCUGAUGCUUCACCUACCGGAUUCAUGUACUUGUGGAUGUUUUCUACGAAUAGACACCAGCCCCUGUGUAUCACCUACUGAAGACGAGCUCGCGUCCAUUCUGGAUGAUAAUGUGGAUAUGGUGUGUUACGAAAAUGACAAUUUCCUCCUUGAGAUAUUUGACGAGAUGAGUAUUGUAGCAAACACUCACGAGUUCAGCUCGCCAAACACCGAUUCGAUCUCUGAGGGGCUGGACGACUGCCUUCAGGAACGACAAUCGUUAAUAGACUUAGUGUGCGAUCCCUGCCUUGGCGGCGAUGUGACGUCACCAGAUACCGACGCAGACCCCGAAUGGCGUCCGUCAUCCGCAGUGUCUGUCUCCUCGUCAGAUAGCUUUGAAUUCGACAUCGAUAUGCCUCAAAUCAGCCCGAGUCCACCAGAAAGGAGAUCCCAUCAGAAACGAAAGGUCUCUCACGAUAUAUCUCAGACUACGGCAAAGCACAUUUGUUAUCAUGGCGAUGAACUUUUUUCGACCUUGAAUAGAAUAACGACUCAAACCAACAUCGGCGACGAAAACGAACUAAGAUAUGCAUUUUACACAAAAUGUGAAGAUGAAUGA